Aureobasidium namibiae CBS 147.97 is the source of this 4320-nucleotide messenger RNA. RefSeq lists its product as uncharacterized. The coding region runs from base 1 to 4320 and encodes 1439 amino acids. Gene Ontology annotation, molecular function: ABC-type transporter activity; ATP binding; ATP hydrolysis activity. The transcript has 16 exons. Gene Ontology annotation, cellular component: membrane. Lineage: Eukaryota; Fungi; Ascomycota; Dothideomycetes; Dothideales; Saccotheciaceae. Gene Ontology annotation, biological process: transmembrane transport. The record is from RefSeq and is a predicted model, not a curated record.
AUGACUUCUGCUGUCUGCUCGCCAGCCGCCGACAGUGCAUUCGGGCCUGCGGUCGAGGGUUGUCGACAAGGCUUCGACUUUACUUUCGCUUUCGAGUCCUACUUUUUCUCCAUCGUGCCUUCCGUGUUGUUGCUUUGUUUUGCCCCACUGAGGUUCAAGACUCUUAGUCGUGUUCGUCCCAAGAUCAAGGGUAAUGCAUUCAAAUAUGUCAAGUUGGCCGUCAUCACAGUACUCGCUGUCUUCCAAUUGGCAUUGAUCGGACUUGUCGCCAACAACACACAAGUGCAAGCAUGGAAACCAGCAAUGGCAGCUUCCGUGUUAUCCUUCGGUUCGAGUAUCGCUCUUCUCACCCUAUCCUACAUGGAGCAUUCCAGAUCCCUACGUCCCUCCAUGUUGCUCAGUGCAUAUCUCUUCGCCACCGUUGUCCUCGAUGCUGCUACCCUACGCACCCUCUGGUUGUUACCGCAUUUUCCCUCCCGCGUCCGUGCCAUCUCUACCGUGGCUUUUGCUGUCAAGGCUGUGAUUCUGGUGCUGGAGGGUUGGGGUAAGAGAGCUUUCUAUAAUGCUGAGAAGGACAUGAGUCCGGAAGACUUCAGCGGCAUCUUCAGUCAGGCAUUUUUGUCGUGGUUGAACCGCUUGGUUUGGAACGGUGCGAGGCAUCUCUUGAAGCCUGACGACCUAUAUCCUGUCAGUGAUGAUGUUUCGUCAGAAUACCUCAGUGCUCGAUUCUCACAGGAAUGGGAAGAGCAAUCAAAGGACGGAUUAGCGGACUUGAAGAGAGUCAUCUUCUCUCUGCUCAAGUGGCCAAUCUUGGUGCCGAUCAUUCCUCGGGUGGCACUCCUGGCACUUACUUUCUGCCAGCCCCUGCUCUUGAGAAGACUCCUAGAAUAUCUCAACAACUCCGGUGUGGAGGACAAUAACAUCGGCUAUGGUCUCAUUGGUGCAUACUUUGUCGUCUAUGUCGGCCUUGCAACCACCUCAGCUAUCUACUGGCACAGACAUUAUCGAUUUCUGAGCAUGCUUCGUGGUACCUUGAUUACAGCAGUCUACGGCAAAGCCACCAAUAUCGCGGCUAUCACCAAGGAGAACAAAGCGCCUAUCACUUUGAUGAGCACAGAUGUUGAGCAAACCAUCCGUGGCUUGAUUGAUCUACACGAGAUGUGGGCAAACGUCGUUCAGGUCGCUAUCGCUACUUGGCUGCUGGAGAUCGAGCUGGGUGCUGCAUGUGUAGGCCCUGUCAUCAUUGCUUUGGCUGCAACAGGAACCACAAUAUGGUUCUCGAACUAUACCGCAUCGUUCCAGCUUCGAUGGAUUGAAAAGGUUCAAGCCAGAAUUGGUAUUACUACUUCCAUACUUGGCUCCAUGAAAGCUAUCAAGCUCUCUGGUUUGUCCUCGCGGGUAUCGAGUCUCUUACGUCGGUCUCGUGUCAACGAACUUGAUGCCGCCACACGCUUCCGUACUCUGUCCUCGAUCUCGGUCGCUAUAGGAAAUGUUCCGCAGCUCAUAGCUCCAGUUCUGACAUUUGCCAUUUACAUUGGCGUCUCUUCAAAGACACACUCUGCACUUGAUACGACCAAGCUGUUCACAUCUCUGGCUCUUAUUCUUCUCGCGUCCGAACCACUGUUUAUGUUGAUCAGUGGUCUCAUCGAACUACGCUCAGCCAUCGGCUGCUUCACACGGCUGCAAAAGUUCUUGCAGACUCCAGCACGUCGUGAUACCAGGACUAUCGUAUCUGCUCAACCGAGCCAGGGCCACUCAAUCACUAGUAUUCCUGCAGUUACAAUGCACAACGCUUCGUUUGGCUGGAAAGAAGAAGAUCCGCUAACCAUGCAAAAUGUCAAUCUUCGUGUGCCUGCAUCGAGUGUGGUCAUGAUAACUGGGCCUGUUGCCUGUGGUAAGAGCACGCUGCUGAAGGGUUUACUAGGUGAGACACCUGUAUCAGGAGGACGAGUUGAAGUUUCAAGUUCUGAUAUCGCAUGGUGCGAACAAUCUCCUUGGCUCAUGAAUGCAUCUAUCCAAACCAACAUCACCAGCUUCUCUGAAUUCGAUCCUGAACUUUACGCAUCAGUCAUUUACGCUUGUGAUCUCGACAGCGACCUGGAAGUAUUACCCCAAGGUGAUGCAACAUUAGUCGGGAGCAAAGGCUUCAGUCUGUCUGGCGGUCAGAAGCAACGCAUUGCUUUGGCACGUGCUGUCUACUCGAGAACUCCCAUCAUCAUUCUUGAUGAUGUCUUUAGCCAAUUGGAUCUCAGUACGCAGGCUAUCAUUUUCGAACGUCUCUUGAGUCAGCGAGGUCUCUUGCGCAGAUGGAAGACGACCGUCAUCAUGGCUACUGGGUCAGCCAAGUUUCUCUCCCGAGCCGACCUCGUGGUUGUCCUUUCUUCGAACGGUACGGUCGAGGGCCAGGGUAGUUACCAAGAGUUGCGUGCUGCUGAGAACAAGGCGACAAAAAUCAUCACCUCGAUUGACACCCGUCCUGAGGAUGAGACUGAAUCAAUUUUAGAGACUGAAAAAUACUCUAAGAACGCGGUAAAGACACAUACCGCGGAAAGAAAGAGCAACUCGGACGAAAAGAAGCUGGACAACAGUCGCCAGAAUGGUGAUUUCGGCAUCUACAAGUACUACUUUGCAUGUAUUAGCUGGACUGUGACAGCGAUGUUCCUCCUGUUACAAUUCGCUUAUGCAUUCCUAUGUACUUUCCCUACGAUCUGGCUCAAAUGGUGGGCAGAUGCUGAUAUGCAUGAACAUCACUCACCGUAUGGCUACUAUGUUGGGAUCUACACAGCACUUCAACUCGGAGCAUUGAUACUUUCUGCUGCAGUGACAUGGUGGUCGUUCAACGUGCUGGCUGUCAAGACAGGUAUACAGCUUCAUAACACUCUAGCUAAGACUGUCAUGUCGGCGCCGCUCUCAUUCUUCAGCAAGGUCGACAGUGGAAGUAUCUUGACGAGAUUCAGCCAAGAUAUACAGCUGCUCGAUAUAUCGCUGCCGCUGGCUCUCAUGGUGGUUACCACCAAUACUCUCAUCUGCAUUGCUCAAGUAGGACUCAUCGCCUCAGCUUCUGCCUGGAUCGCCCUCAGCUUCCCAGCACUGUUCUUCGUCUUCUACGUCGUUCAAAGGUUUUACCUGAGAACUUCGAGACAGAUGAGACUUCUCGAUCUCGAGCAGAAGGCUCCUGUAUACACACAAUUCAUGGAAACCCUCGACGGUUUAGUGACCAUUCGCGCAUUCAAUUGGAGUCGUUCAUCCAUCAAACACAACUUCGAGAUCGUAGAUCGCUCCCAGAAACCAAACUACCUCAUGUGGGCUAUCAAGAGAUGGCUGGCAUUAGUACUCGAUCUAGUCAUUACUGGAAUCGCAGUCUUGACUGUUGGUAUUGUUGUCGGUCUACGGGAUUCCUCUUCGCCGGGAUUCACGGGUGUUUCGCUCACCCAGAUCAUCUCGUUUACGUCGAACAUUAAACUAUUGAUCAUGUUCUGGACACAGCUUGAGAGUUCCUUGGGUGCAGUGGCGAGGAUUAGACAAUUCGAGAAGGAAGUUGUGGCUGAAGAUCAAGAGAUUGAGACUCAUGAUCCUCCUUUCGAUUGGCCAGGUCGAGGAGCCAUUGAGAUCAGCGGUCUAUCAGCAAAGUACAAAGAUGAUGCCGAGCAGAUGACCCUCGAUAACAUAUCCAUCUCCGUCCCUGCCGGCUCAAAGAUUGGUCUCUGCGGCCGAACAGGCAGCGGGAAGAGCUCUCUGCUUCUCACUCUUUUCAACUUGCUCACUCCCAUCUCCGGCAGCAUCACCAUUGAUGGCCUCGAUCUCUCAACUAUUCGUCGCGAGACCCUACGAUCCCGACUCAUCUGUAUUGCUGAAGAACCGUUCCUCUACCCGAGCAACGUUCGCGACAAUCUCGCUCUGGAUAGCAACACUAUCAGUGAUGGCGAGAUGGUGACAGUAUUGGAGCAAACAGGGCUUUGGGAGACCAUUACCGCAAAAGGAGGCUUAGAUGCCACUAUGGAGGAUGUUCAUCUCAGUCAAGGGUCCAAACAACUUUUCAACAUCGCCAGGGCUUUAUUGAAGAAGAAUGAAGGCAAAGUGUUGGUUAUGGAUGAAGCUACAAGCAGCAUCGAUGCGGAAACAGACAUCAAGAUCCAAUCCCUCAUCAAAACUGCAUUCAGCAACCACACUAUUAUCUCUGUCGCUCACAAGCUGGAAACUAUAGUCGACUUUGACUUUGUGGGUGUGAUGGAUCAAGGUAAGUUGGUGGAGUUUGAUGAUCCGCAGGUUUUGUUGCAGAAGCAGGGAUCGAGGUUUGGAGUCUUGUGGGCUGAGCGGUAG